This is a messenger RNA of Aphidius gifuensis, 1257 nucleotides long. RefSeq names its product odorant receptor 13a-like. The coding region runs from base 38 to 1219 and encodes 393 amino acids. Gene Ontology annotation, biological process: sensory perception of smell; detection of chemical stimulus involved in sensory perception of smell. Lineage: Eukaryota; Metazoa; Arthropoda; Insecta; Hymenoptera; Braconidae. The record is from RefSeq and is a predicted model, not a curated record. The transcript has 9 exons. Gene Ontology annotation, molecular function: olfactory receptor activity; odorant binding. Gene Ontology annotation, cellular component: plasma membrane.
GGAAAAGGUGCUUGCAAUAAAGGGUGCUUUUAUUACAAUGGAAAAUAAAACAGAGGUAGAUUUCUUUGAUAAUGAAAACUGGUAUUUAACAAAGUAUUUAUUGUCGAUAUUUGGGGGAUGGCCUUUUCAACAAGCCAGUAUUACUAGAACAAUACGAAGAAGUAUAUUAAUAUUUCUCUGGACAAGUACAUUUCUGCCUUUGUUAUUUAAACUUUUUAAUAAUUUUGGAAAUAUAGAGUUGGUAUUAAUAUGUCUAUCUCAACUAUUUUUACACAUAAUGACGUUAACUUACACAGUUUAUAGUAUUUUAAAUUCUGAUAAGGAAAAAAUAUUGCUUAAUAAAAUUAAAAAACAAUUUGAAUUUAAAUUGUCAAAUAAUGAUAGAAAAUUUUUUGAAUAUUAUACAUAUUAUAAUCGUAAAAUUAUAUAUGGUUAUACAAUUAGUUUUUACAUAGUGGUGUUGGCAGGUUUGACAUUGGUAACUGUACCAGUAUUAUUAAAUAAUUUAUUUUCUUCAAAUGUAUCUUCAACACCAACUUAUAUAUUUGAAGUGGAUUAUCUAUUUUUUGAUUAUCUCGAUUAUGAAAAUUUAAUAUUUUUAAAUGCAUGGAUGUCGAUACUAUGCCAAACAACAAUUCUCAUUGCAUUUGAUUGUUUAUAUUCACAAUUAACGUAUUUUAUUUCGAGUUGGUUUUAUGUUAUAGGCAAUCGCAUGAAAUAUUUAACAAAUAACUCAAAGGAAAUUAAUAAAAAGCAACAAUAUGAUUUAUUCAAUAAAUAUAUUGAAGAACAUGAACGAGUUUUGAAAUUUGCGUCUGAUGUUCAAUCCAUUUAUAGUUACCCACUAUUUAUUUUAAUUUGUAUUCAAAUGCUUACAAUUAGCGUGACAGGUUGUAAUAUUAUGUCCGAGUCAAUAAACUAUGCCGAUCUGUUGAGAUAUGUGUGCUAUAUUAUGGUGCAAUUUAUUCAUCUAUUUUUUUUAUGUUGGCAUGGGCAGGUUUUAAUUGACAACAGUGAAAAUUUAUCUAAGAUUAUUUGUCAAAUGAAUUGGUAUGUCCUUCCCAACAAUAUUAAAAAAUUAUUGAUAUUAAUUAUUAUGAGAUCAUCAUAUCCUUGUACCCUCGUUGCUGGUAAAUUUCUUGUUAUGUCAUUUGAGUCAUUUGCACAGAUUGUCAAAACUUCAGUAUCUUAUUUUACUGUACUUUCAUCCGUAAAUUAAUUUUAAUUUUGAUCAAUCAAUCAACUUCAAAGUGGGCA